UUCCUCUAGGCCGCGUCGGCGCAGACGGCUUUCCCAGUGCGCCGGCGGCCGGGCCCUCUGCGCGCCUCACCCUGUCCCCGUCCCCGCCCCGGGGGCGGCCCCGCCGCCUGGGAAGGGAUGCGGAGAAGGUGCGUCCCUGCCCUCCCCUCGGCUCCCAGCGCUGGAGUGCCGGGCCCAGGACUCACCGCCGCCGGGACGUCACGAGGUGCUGCGCCCGUUAACCGUGAUCCUGCCACACCCACGCCGCAGGUGCCGGAUUUCCUGCCUGGAGCCCUGGUACCAGACUUGUGUGGCCAGCACCGCUGCCAGGACACAGAGCGUCCCCCUGGAUCCCGCUGCUGUGGCUACACCCACAGCCACCGCGCCCCCUUCCCUGGCCCCUGACAACUGCUGCCCACUCUCCGUCUCUCGUUUGUUGUGUUAAAGUCCCGUGAAGGGGAUCGUGCGGUGACUGAGGUCCCCGGGUCAUGUGCAGCCUUGGUUGAAGCUGAAAAUGUGUGUCUGAAAUGCAGAGACCCUUGGCCUGCCUCCCCCUGUGCUCCAGACGUGGAUCAUGAGGGCUUUGGGGAACAGUCCCGUCUGGAUGGUGCUUCCUUUCCUUCCCUUGCUGGCGGGAGGUGCGGAGCAUGAAGAGGUGGCAAGACACGCCAUCAAGUUGCACCGCGGCCGAGGGGCGGCCGUCACCCAGAGGAGGCAGUGGGUCCUCGACGGUUGCAGAAAGCUCUCCGGGCUUCUUCGCCAAAAGGCUGUGGUUCUUAACAAACUGAGAAAUGCCAUCAGAGCCGUGGAGCGAGACACGGGCCUGUCCGAUGAAGAGAGGCUCUUUCAGGUGCACACGUUUGAGAUUUUCCAAAAAGAGCUGAACGAGAGUGAAAACUCCGUCUUCCAGGCCAUCCACGGGCUCCAGAGGGCCCUGCAGGGGGACUACAGGGACGUGGUGAACAUGAAGGAGAGCAGCAGGCAGCGCCUGGAGGCCUUGCGGGAGGCGGCCAUCAAGGAGGAGGCAGAGUAUGUGGAGCUUCUGGCAGCAGAAAAACAUCAAGUUGAAGCUCUUAAAAAUAUGCAGCAUCAAAACAAAAGCUUAUCCAUCCUCGAUGAGAUUCUUGAAGACGUGAGAAAGGCGGCAGAUCGCCUGGAGGAGGAGCUGGAGGAGCACGCUUUCGAUGACAACAAGUCAGUCAAAGGGGUCAAUUUUGAGGCGGUCCUGCGGGUGGAGGAAGAAGAGGCCCGUUCCAGGCAGAACCUCACGAGGCAGGACGUGGAGGAGGGCCUGGGGCUGAGCGUGCUCAUCGACUCCCAGAGCAACCAGUACAUCCUGGCCAAGCCCAGAGAUGCCACCAUCCCACGGGCUGACCACCAUCUCCUAAAGGACAUUGUCACCAUAGGGAUGCUGUCCUUGCCUUGCGGCUGGCUUUGCACGACCAUAGGCUUGCCGACCAUGUUUGGGUACAUUAUCUGCGGCGUCCUUCUGGGGCCCUCGGGACUCAACAGUAUUAAGUCGACUGUGCAGGUGGAGACGUUAGGAGAAUUCGGUGUGUUCUUUACGCUCUUCCUCGUCGGCUUAGAAUUCUCCCCAGAGAAGCUGAGAAAGGUGUGGAGGAUCUCGCUGCAGGGGCCCUGCUACAUGACCCUCCUCAUGGUGGCCUUCGGCUUGUUCUGGGGACACUUUCUGCAGAUCAGACCCACUCAGAGCGUCUUUAUCUCCACCUGCUUGUCCCUGUCCAGCACACCCCUGGUGUCCAAGUUCCUUGUGGGCGGCACCCGCAGCGACAAGGAGGGUGACGUGGACUACAGCGCGGUGCUGCUGGGAGUGCUGGUGAUGCAGGACGUGCAGCUGGGGCUGUUCAUCGCCGUGCUGCCCACCUUCAUCCAGGCAGGGGCCGGCGCGCACUCCAGCGUCGCCGUGGAGCUCCUGCGGAUCCUGGCGCUGGUCGGGCAGGUCCUGCUCUCCCUCGCGGCCGUUCUCCUCUUCUGCCUCGUGCUGAAGGCUUGCCUGGUGGGCCCGUGUUUCCGGAGGCUGCACGCGGAGGGCAAGGGGAACAAGGAGCUCCUCACCCUGGGAACCUCCGCCUUCAUCUUCCUCAUGCUGACGGUCACGGAGCUGCUGGACGUGUCCAUGGAGCUGGGCUGCUUCCUGGCUGGAGCCCUCAUCUCCUCCCAGGGCCACGUGGUCGCCGAUGAGGUCCUGUCCUACGUGGAGCCCGUCCGGGAUUUCCUGGCCAUCAUCUUCUUCGCGUCCAUAGGCCUCCACGUCUUCCCCACCUUCGUGCUGUAUGAGCUCAGCGUCCUGCUGGUCCUCACGCUGUCGGUGGUGGUCAUGAAGUUUGUCCUGGCAGCCCUGGUCCUGUCUCUCCUCCUGCCCAAGACCAGCCAGUACAUCAAGUGGAUCGUGGCCGCAGGGCUGGCCCAAGUCAGCGAGUUCUCUCUGGUCCUGGGGAGCAGAGCACGCAGAGCCCGUGUCAUUUCUCGGGAGGUGUACCUUCUCAUCCUGGGUGUGACCACACUCAGCCUCUUGCUGGCCCCAGUGCUGUGGCGGGUGGCAAUUGCCAGGUGUGUGCCAAGGCCUGAGAGGAGGUCCAGUCUCUGAGGACUGCUGCUGUCAUCACCAUCUUGGGACCUUCUGCACUGGGAACAGAGCACUCUGCCCGAGGGCGUCUUCACAUCUGCCGCUUCUCAGACUUGCCGUGCUGCAGUCUCCCAGAGUCAGUUACUGCGUUCAGCCAAUUCCGCGCAGUGUAAGUGUAACACUGCGUUUUACGGGCCGUCUUGACUGUUGGGCCUGGAUGUGCCUUUUCUCUGAAAUGAGUGUUAACUCUCUAUUGUUGUUUCAUCAGUUCAUGUUUUUUUUGGUAAAGAAAGUUAGGAAGCUUCAUUAUUUAUUGUGCAACUUUACUGUUGUAAUCUGUUGGUCAAUAUUUGUUAUUAAACGUUUCUGUGGUAUGAAAUUUUAA
Phacochoerus africanus (Common warthog) is the source of this 2951-nucleotide messenger RNA. RefSeq names its product transmembrane and coiled-coil domains 3 (gene SLC9D1). NCBI's taxonomy places the organism in Eukaryota, Metazoa, Chordata, Mammalia, Artiodactyla, Suidae. Gene Ontology annotation, biological process: potassium ion transmembrane transport; proton transmembrane transport. The record is from RefSeq and is a predicted model, not a curated record. Bases 554 to 2587 code for a protein of 677 amino acids. Gene Ontology annotation, molecular function: potassium:proton antiporter activity. Gene Ontology annotation, cellular component: membrane. The transcript is spliced from 15 exons.